Molecule: messenger RNA, 2154 nt
Organism: Homalodisca vitripennis (glassy-winged sharpshooter)
Lineage: Eukaryota; Metazoa; Arthropoda; Insecta; Hemiptera; Cicadellidae
Exons: 2
Coding region: 20-478 (152 amino acids)
Source: RefSeq, a predicted model, not a curated record
GGCAAUCAUAACAACAAUCAUGAUCCUCGGAUCUACUGUCAUCGGCUGGUUGCCAGCCUUCACCUACUUCGCCCUCAUCUGCAAAGACUGCUUGUUUAGUGAGCUGUGGAUGAUGGGAAAUAUGACAGAGGUCAUCAUCUUGAUCAUAGUCAAUUUUCUAAUGAUCGGCAAGACUGCAACAAAUAGCUACAUCUACGCAUGUCGCAUGAAGGAAAUCAAAAUAGCACUCCGUCGGAUGAGGCGACGGGUACUGAUGUGUCUCUUCGCUCCUCAAGGCGUCCACUCGGACUGGAUAACAACAGAAUUAACACGCACCACCAGCAGGCAAUCCACUUCCCGUAGUCGCACCUUUGUCUACCGCAUGAAUUCGUACAACGAGCCCUCUAAUACCAACGGAGCCUCUCUAGCCUACAGUUCGCUACGUCGUUGCCACUCGUCCACCACGAGCCAGUCAAGACAACCUAACACCUGUCUUUAAGUUCCAUCCACUACCUUCAUCGUGAGCCCUCCAACACCAACGGAGCCUCUCUAGCCUACAGUUCGCUACGUCGUUGGCACUCGUCCACCACGAGCUGGUCAAGACAACGUAACACCUGUCAUUAAGUUUCUUCCACUACCUUAAUCGUGAGCCCUCCAACACCAACGGAGCCUCUCCAGCCUACAGUUCAAUACGUCGUUGCCACUCGUCCACCACGAGCCGGUCAAGACAACGUAACACCUGUCUUUAAGUUCCUUCCACUACCUUCAUCGUGAGCCCUCCAACACCAACGGAGCCUCUCCAGCCUACAGAUCGCUACGCUGUUGCCACUUUUCCACUUCGAGCCGGUCAAGGCAACCUAACACCUGUUAUUAAGGUGUUUCCACAACCUCAGCCUUCCACAUAAAGUCGCACAUUGAAUCCUCCAACACUAAUAGACUCAUAUUUACCAACAUUUUGACGUCGCUGCCAUUAGUAUAUCAAGAGACGGUCCAAGCUGCAGGCAUUUGAUAUUUAUUUGUAUCUAUAAAAACCGUAAUAAUAAUCCUUACAGCUGUGAAUAGUUUUGCUUUUCAGGGUCACAUUGUUUAAUUUCUUAAGAGACUUAUUUGUUCUCUUGGGAUAAAAGUUGAGAUAUUGCACAUAGUCCUUAAAAGGCAUUUGCGCUGUUGCCGGAUAUUCUGAAUGUGUAAUGUUAAGAGUAAGAGACACCUCCUGUCUAGAUCGAUAAAAGAGGAUUUUGAGCAUUAAUCUUAGAAGAAGAGGAGGAUAUCUUUGAAAAAGUCUCGCGAGUCAAAGCGGUCAGGCGUGACUUGCCCUUAUGUCUGGGCUAGCAGUCAAACACGUCGGAAACCCCACUCCAUCAGUCAUCAACCGCAGUAGACUAGACCUAUUGAUUUACUUACCCUUGCAUCCCAAUAUUUUGACAUCUGCCUUUAGUGAUAUACCGCUCCCGGACAUCCAUGUGUUGACUAGAUUUAAUUUAAACAUCGGUGGAACAUUCGUUUUUACUUUAUCCUGUGUAGGUUCCUGGAAGGUAUAAACUAGCCAUAAGUGAGCCAUCCUGGCCAUUACGAGAGUUUUAUUAGAGAACUAAAGUUUUAUUAAAGCCUAAUGUUAAAACCUAGAGGAAGCUGCUAGGUUUUACAAUCAUAGUAUCCAGUUUUAAAUCAUAGGAGACAGCCUCUUAAAAGGCAGACUUACUACUUAAGACAAAAAAACCUGACGUACUGGGUGGCAGACCACUUCUUAAAAAUAUCUGCAUUGGUGAAAGUUAUAUUCAAUUAUACAGUCGUGUUUAAUGGAAUGUACAAGAAGUCAUUGCUGAAAUUUAUUUAUUUAUUUUAUUUUAUUUUCAUGCUAUAAAACAGGAAAUACACCCAAUUACAUUAUAGCAGUACAAACAAAUCAAAAUGUUAAAUAAGUGGUUUGAGUCCAAGUCCCAUAUCCAUUGUAUCACUGGAAUAUUUAUAAGCAAAAUAACUAUAAAUACAUAUUAUUCUAAACGUUACAUAGGCACUACUAUAAAUAAAUAAACAAUAAAUAAUACACAUUCAGAUAAACAACAAAUACAGUAUAUGGUAAUGACAAUAUCAGGAAAUUAGUUUCAUAAAUUAAUGGAAUUUUAAUUCAUAAAUUAAUAUUAAAUCAACAUUUAAUAAAUAUAGCUUGAAUUU